Alosa alosa (allis shad) is the source of this 3246-nucleotide messenger RNA. RefSeq names its product splicing factor 3b, subunit 2 (gene sf3b2). The record is from RefSeq and is a predicted model, not a curated record. Gene Ontology annotation, cellular component: U2 snRNP; catalytic step 2 spliceosome; U2-type spliceosomal complex. Gene Ontology annotation, biological process: mRNA splicing, via spliceosome. Lineage: Eukaryota; Metazoa; Chordata; Actinopteri; Clupeiformes; Clupeidae.
AUGAAAAUCUUCCCGUGAACCUCUUUGCACCUUCUUGCUCGUGUUCGUUGUUUGUGGAGCGUCUGAAUGAACCAAAGUUAAAAUGGCUAGCGACGGACCACCAGGAACCGACGCCAACCCGUCCGACCUGGGUGGUGCUGUGGCGUCUCUGAACACAUGGAGUAUCCCCGAGCUGCAGGCUAAACUGGCGGAGAUCGGUGCGCCAAUAAUGGGACCGAGAGAUGAUCUAAUUGACAGACUGAAAGGGUACAUGAUGCAGACUGGUAUGAUUUUGAGCAAACCCAACAUCCAAGGUGGAGAUGACAAGCCAAUGACACAGAUGCCGGGCCUCCCGCCCAUGCCCCCGAUACCCCCCAUGCCCUUGCCCCCUGGCAUGCUGCAGGCCAUGAGCAUGAUGGGAGGACCCCCUCCCCCUGGCAUGCACAUGGGGCUGGAGCCGCCUGGCAUGGGCCAGCCACAGCGCGGACCCAUGGGUGAAUCUCGGGUCAUGGAGGAGCAGAUGAAGGAGCAAGAGCUUCUGGAGCAGCAGAAGAGGGCUGCGGUGCUGUUGGAGCAGGAGCGUCAGCAGGAGAUGGUCGUGAGGCAGCAGGGCCCCCCCGGCGUGAGGAUGCCGGACUCCACCCCCCGCGCCACUCUGAUCCCCAUGUCCAGCCUGCCCCCCAUGAGAGCCAUGAACAGUGGGCCACCCCCUCCUGGUGUGUCCAUGAUGUCCCAGUCCAACCAGAAGCAGCGGAUGCCCCCACCACCCGGAGAAGAUGGCAGAGAGUCUUGGCAGGGUGAAGAGGUGGGCAUUGGACCUAAGAUUCCUCAGGCACUGGAGAAGAUCCUGCAGCUAAAGGAUAUGAGACAGGAGCAGCUCAGCACUGCCCCCCCAGCGGAAGACGAAAGUGAGGGUCUAGACGCCGAGCUGAACAACUCCUCCCUUGCUCUGUCUGAGACAGAGGAUGAUGACUCGGCUCUCUCCAAAAAAGAGAAGAACCGCCGUCGCCGGAACAGGAAGAAGAAGAAGAAGAAGCGUGACCAGGAGCCGCAGAAGGAGUCUGAGGACGCCAAGAAGGGAGAAAAGGAGAAAGAGAAGGAGAAAGAGAAGGAGAACGAGCCGGAGGUGGAGAUCGAAUACAUCACUGAGGAGCCGGAGAUCUACGACCCCAAUUUCAUCUUCUUCAAGAGGAUCUUUGAAGCCUUCAAGCUGACGGACGAUGUGAAGAAAGAGAAGGAGAAGGAGCCGGAGAAGGCGGAGAAGCCUGAGGCCACCACCAUCAGGAAGAAGGGCUUCGAGGAGGAGAGGAAGGACAGUGACGACAGCGAUGACGAAAUUAAGACUGACGUUCCGAAGAUGUCCAAGAAGAAGCUGCGCCGCAUGAACAGAUUGACUGUAGCUGAACUCAAACAGCUGGUGGCGCGCCCGGACGUGGUGGAGAUGCACGACGUGACGGCGCAGGAGCCCAAGCUGCUGGUGCACCUGAAGGCCACGCGCAACACGGUGCCCGUACCGCGCCACUGGUGCUUCAAGCGCAAGUACCUGCAGGGCAAGAGGGGUAUCGAGAAGCCGCCCUUCGAGCUGCCCGAGUUCAUCAAGCGCACCGGCAUCCAGGAGAUGAGGGAGGCCCUGCAGGAGAAGGAAGACGCCAAGACCAUGAAGACAAAGAUGCGUGAAAAGGUUCGUCCUAAGAUGGGCAAGAUCGACAUUGACUACCAGAAGCUCCACGACGCCUUCUUUAAAUGGCAGAUCAAGCCCAAACUGACCAUCCAUGGAGAUCUGUACUAUGAGGGGAAAGAGUUUGAGACUCGUCUGAAGGAGAAGAAGCCUGGUGAUCUGUCUGAUGAGCUGCGUAUCGCCCUGGGCAUGCCCACUGGACCUAACUCUCACAAGGUUCCCCCUCCGUGGUUGAUCGCCAUGCAGAGGUACGGGCCGCCUCCCUCCUACCCCAACCUGAAGAUCCCUGGACUCAACGCCCCCAUUCCUGACAGCUGUUCGUUCGGUUACCAUGCGGGUGGCUGGGGGAAACCUCCUGUGGACGAGACGGGGAAGCCACUCUACGGAGACGUGUUCGGGACCAACGCUGUAGACUUCCAGGCCAAGGCAGAGGAGGAGGAGGUGGACAGGACCCCAUGGGGAGAGCUGGAGCCAUCAGAUGAAGAGUCAUCUGAGGAAGAGGAGGAGGAGGAGAGCGAUGAGGACAAGCCCGACGAGACAGGCUUCUUCACACCUGCCGACAGUGGUCUGAUCACUCCUGGAGGCUUCUCGUCUGUUCCUGCCGGCAUGGAGACGCCUGAGCUCAUCGAGCUGAGAAAGAAGAAGAUCGAGGAGGCCAUGGACGGAAACGAGACUCCUCAGCUCUUCACUGUACUACCAGAGAGGAGGACCGCGUCUGUGGGCGCCGCCAUGAUGGCUUCAACACACAUCUACGACGUCUCUGGGGCGAUGGCGGGCCGUAAGGCGGGCGGUGCGUCGGACAGUCAGGGCGUGGAGGUGGCACUGGCACCGGAGGAGCUGGAGCUGGACCCCAUGGCCAUGACGCAGAAGUACGAGGAGCACGUGCGCGAGCAGCAGGCCCAGGUGGAGAAGGAGGACUUCAGCGACAUGGUGGCCGAGCACGCCGCCAAACAGAAGCAAAAGAAGAGGAAGGCCCAGCCACAGGACACGCGUGGCGGAGCGAAGAAGUACAAGGAGUUCAAGUUUUAAGGCCCUGGGAGGGGGGGAUGAGAGGAAGAUGGAGGUAGAUGAGGAGAAGAAGAAAGGAAAGCGAGGGAGGGAAAGAGGUAGAGAGACAAAGAUAGAUGACUGUCACACACACAACCUUUUCUGAACUUCAUUUUGAAUCGUGCUCAUUGUACUCUGUGUGUGUGUGGGUGUUUUCUAAAGCCAUUCUCUCCUCAAUGGAUGAGUGACACACAUAGAACAGACAUAAGAUCAUAAAUGACUCAUGCCAACCUCAGUCGUAGGCAUGAGUGAAACUGUGCACAUGAGAACCGAGCCUGUGUCCGUGUCGCUAGUUUUAAAUGUGUGGCCCAUCUUAAGGUUUCAGUCGUUGCCUGUGAAUUUACACACUGCGUUAUAAAUUGUAACUUUUUUUUGUCCCUGUUAUUUGAAUAUUUUUAGCAACUUUGCCAGUCUGUAAACUCUUAUAUGAGAUGUCUCGCCAUCACAACGCACCAGAAGAAAAAAAUGUCUCCUGUAACUUUUCUCGUUUUUGAUUUUCACUGUUUUUGUUUGUAAAUAAAAGACAAGUCUGUAUCCUUUUA